CUAUUGAAUUCAUUGUCUCAUGUUUCCGUUGUUUAUUGAUCUCUGAAAUACCCUAAUGCCCAAUGUCUUUAAAUCUUGAAGUUAAAUCGUUUAAUUUAUUUGCAUUUUUAUUUUACAAAUCUGAUAACCAAACAAACUCUUCGCUUUAGCUAAGAACGAGUCUCGGAAGUCUUUAGUGUACCAUUGGUUCUUGUGGAUCGACCCCGUAUAUACUACCUUGCGGUUAAGUGUAUCGGGUAAUUACUCGAGCAAUCAGAGCUGAAUGUCUAUGGAUUGUGGGCCUAUGAUGCAACCACUGCGCUGGCAAUUGCCAUUGAAGAAGCUGGAACUACUAACUUGACUUUCAGUAAUGGGGAGCCUGGGAGAAAUGUGUCUGAAUUUGAAGCUCUUGGUUUAUCUCAAUAUGGUCCAAAGCUUCUCCAGACACUCUCAAGAGUUCAGUUCAAAGGACUUGUAGGAGAUUUCGGUUUUAUCAACGAGCAACUACAACCCUCAGUUUUUGAGAUUGUUAAUCUAAUCGAACCGGAGAUAGGUCGAUCGGAUUCUGGACAGAGGAAAAUGGUCUUGUGAAGAAACUAGACCAUCAACCACAGAGCAUGAGCGCUUUAUCUACUUGGAAAGAUCAUCUUAAACCCAUUAUAUGGCCUGGAAAGGUUGAUGUUGUUCCGAAAGGAUGGGAGAUCCCAACAAAUGGGAAGAAGUUGCGCAUCGGAGUUCCAAAGAGAAGUGGUUACACCAAUCUCGUGAAGGUCACAAGGGAUCCUAUCACAAACUCAGUGAUAGUCUCAGGUUUGUGCAUAGAUAUCUUAGAGGCUGUGAUUCGAGCAAUGCCUUAUGAUGUCUCCUAUGAGUUAUUUCAUUUUGAGAAACCCAAUGGUGAACCAGCCGGUGAUUACAACGAAUUGGUGUACCAAGUGUACCUCGGGAGAUAUGACGCAGUUGUGGGAGAUAUAACCAUACUGGCGAACAGGUCCGCUUAUGUCGACUUCACAUUUCCAUUCCUUAAGUCAGGCGUGGGAUUGAUUGUCCCAAUGAAAGACGAAGUGAAGAGAAACAGUAUCAGUUUCUUGAUGCCUUUAACAUGGAAGUUGUGGGUGACUUCCUUUGUCUUUUUCUUCCUUAUUGGCUUUACUGUCUGGGCUCUUGAACAUAGGAUUAAUCCGGACUUUCGUGGACCAGCUAAUUACCAAGCUAGUACCAUAUUUUGGUUUGCCUUCUCUACCAUGGUUUUUGCUCCAAGGGAAAGAGUAUACAGCUUUGGAGCUAGGCUUCUAGUUAUCACAUGGUACUUCAUUGUUCUUGUGUUGACUCAAAGUUACACAGCCAGUUUGGCGUCAGUUUUGACAUCACAAAAACUAAAUCCAACCAUAACCAGCAUGAGUAGCUUACUUCAAAGAGGAGAAAGAGUGGGUUAUCAGAGACAAUCCUUCAUCUUUGGAAAGCUUAAUGACACAGGUUUCUCGAAAUCUAGCCUUGUGCCCUUUGAUACCACAGAAGAAUGCCAUGAGCUUCUCAGAAAUGGCACAGUGUCUGCAGCUUUUUUGGAAACACCUUACUUGAGACUCUUUCUUGGACAAUAUUGCAACACUUAUAAAAUGGUUGAAGAACCAUUCAACGUUGAUGGAUUCGGUUUUGUUUUUCCAAUCGGAUCACCUUUGGUGGCCGAUGUUUCAAGGGCCAUCUUAAAAGUAGCAGAGUCACCAAAAGCAAUGGAGCUUGAGAGCACAUGGUUCAAGAAGAAAGAAGAAAGUUGUCCAGACCCAGUCACCAAUCCAGAUCCAAAUCCGUCUACAUCAUCUAGGCAACUCGGCGUAGAUAGUUUCUGGCUUCUGUUUCUUGUUGCUUUUGUUAUAUGUGUUCUAACCCUUGGCAAAUCAUUAUUCUUUUUCCUAAAGAAGCCUACACAUGUUGAUGGCUUAUGGAAGGAGUUCCAAAAACCAGACAAUGAUUCGUACAUCAACAAAGUCGAGAAAUGUCCAUGUUCGUCAAGUCAACUCAUGCCUGAGAACACCACUCCAGAAACUAAUCAAACAGCUGACGGUUGAGGCACUGUAACCAACCAUUAUGUUUGAAUCUCUCAAGAUUGUCAUUAAGUGCUUUUUACCAAACAAAACUAGAAUUUAAAAUAUUGUUAUUCAUGGCGGAACGGGUUUGGCUCGACAUUUCAAUACCUGUAUGGUUUAUUGCUU
This is a messenger RNA of Arabidopsis lyrata subsp. lyrata, 2189 nucleotides long. RefSeq names its product glutamate receptor 2.2. Bases 597 to 2045 code for a protein of 482 amino acids. The transcript is spliced from 4 exons. Lineage: Eukaryota; Viridiplantae; Streptophyta; Magnoliopsida; Brassicales; Brassicaceae. Gene Ontology annotation, molecular function: glutamate-gated receptor activity. Gene Ontology annotation, cellular component: plasma membrane. The record is from RefSeq and is a predicted model, not a curated record.